UCCGUAUGAGACUCACACUCGGAUAGGUGAAUAGGUGGACAAAGGGCGGAGCGAAGGAGGAAACACCUCUUGUGAUUGGCGAAUCUGUAUCUCCGUAUGGGCGUUUUAUUUGAGCGUCAAGUGUGGGUGGUUAUUCCUUCCUUCCAUUGGCCGAAUUGCUUGGGGGCGGAGCUAACUAGCAAACAGGGCCUGGAGACCUAGAUGCUAGAAAGAAACCCGGAGAGACGCACUUGUGGCGCACUUCCGGCGCGCUAAGCAAGCAAGAUGGCUGCGUCCCAGCAGCAGGCUGCUGCGGCUUCGGCGGCUGCAGGUGUGUCGGGCCCGGGUUCGUCUGGGGGCCCGGGUCCCCAGCAGCAGCCGCAACCAUCAGCACAGCUGGUGGGGCCUGCCCAGAGCGGGCUUUUGCAGCAACAGCAACAGGACUUCGAUCCAGUGCAGCGUUAUAAGAUGCUCAUCCCGCAGUUGAAGGAGAGUCUGCAGACCUUGAUGAAAGUUGCAGCCCAGAACUUGAUUCAGAACACUAACAUUGACAACGGACAAAAGAGCAGUGACGGACCUAUACAGCGCUUUGACAAGUGUCUGGAGGAGUUCUACGCACUCUGUGACCAGCUGGAGCUCUGCCUGCCACCAAACCGGACGCGGUGCAGCCUGACAGCCUGCCCUACCCGCAGUACCUGGCAGUCAUCAAAGCCCAGAUUGCCUGUGCCAAGGACAUUCACACCGCUCUGCUGGACUGUGCCAACAAGGUCACGGGCAAGACGCCUGCACCGCCUACAGGCCCUGGGGGCACCCUGUGAGCUGGCAGGGCUGGGGGCGGGGGAGGCUGAAGGGGAAGGGGACAGGGAGGGAAUGAAGAGCGACCUCAAAGCCCAUCUGUCUUUGACUUUUCUUGCUGCCCGAGCACUGUGGCCAGGGCCAGCAGGGGGCAGCAGAGGCCGGCGGGGAGCUUGGAGGGUGUCGCCUCGCCUCUGCCCCGGGGGCCUGCUGCCGGCGGAGCCCGGGAUGCACUUUGGACUGCCUGCUGAUGCCCUCUUCCAGGGGCUGUCCCCCAGCCUGGCCUGGGUGGGGCCCCUGGCCUCUCUCCUUCAGCCCUCCCCGGUUCUGUCCCAGUUCAGGGGUGGUCUCUCUGAUCGUGUUCCCUUGGCUUUCCCUCUGUAUGUUUCUAAGGCACGUGUCCGUUGUCUCUCUCUCAUUUGGUCUCUUUUUGUCUCUUUCUCUGUGCCUCUGUGGUCCUGUCUCCAACCAUCUCUAUCCUAGAUUAGCCCCCUUUUGCUGUCUUCUGCCCCCAGUUCCUAACUGGGACUCUGUCUCUUACGAAGGGGGCCGGAUUCUGAGAGCCAGUCCCCUGGGUUAACUGGGGCCAGGGGAGGGAGUUUCAUUUCUAGGGGCCACAGCCAAGUCCAGGGAUCCCCCACACUGCCAGUGUCAGCCCAGCCCCCAGGGUCCUCAGCCGAGGAAAAGGGAAGUGAAAGGGAUUUUAGGCCCUGACCUCAGCAUGCCGGGUCUGGGAGCAACUCACUCCCCCACCCGAACCUGGAGCCUGCGUCAGCAGCACUCAAACUAGGGGCGUUGUGCAAUCCGUGGUGAAGCCUGGCCCAGCUGGAUGCCUGGGUCCUUGUAUUUUUAGCCCCAAAGGAGAAGUGAAAAGGCCCCAGUAGGGGUGAAUCAUCAGUCCUGGGGAAGAACCCAGGCGCCUGGGCCCCGGCUCCGGGAAGCAGGCCUUGGGGAGGGGGCUUCAGGGAGGGAGGGGCCCACCGGGCUCCCCACUUCCCCAAGAAGGAGAGCUUCGGGAGCUCAGCCAUGGCUUUCAGGCCUGGGCAAGUGCAAGGCGGAGCUACCAGCCUGAGCUCAGCUACUGGGGUGUGAAAGGCUCAAGUGAGUCAGCCGGCUUCUGGGACUGCCCCACCCAGCACCUUCUGUGCCCUGGUUCCCGUGUCACUGCCCAGAGGCGUCUUGUCCCGGACCCCACAUCUGCGAGGAACCCUGGGACUGUGAAGACCUGUGAUUCACCCAGAGCCCGAGUCCCCACACUGGAGUCCUGGGAAAUGGCCAGCGCUCUGCGCGUGUGUCUGUGUGUGCGUGCACACGUGCGUACACAUCCUAAGAAGUCCCUUUCUUGAAGUGCCUGGCAUGUUGGGCUGACCCUCAGGAAGGGCAGUGGAGCUCUCAGUCACUAGCUGAAGGUGCUAUCCACAGGACUAAAUCUAACGCGAAUGCAAGAUUUGCAUGUGGAAAAUUAUGUUACUUCACUAAAAGACACUAAAGUUUGAGAGCUUAGAUUGGGUGGUGGGUCAUAGGUAUUCAUGAUUAUUAUUAGAGUCUGUAAAUAGAUGUCAUCUGUAUUAUUUGCUAAAUAGAUGAUAAGAUUUAUGUAAAAAGCCCUUGACAGGGCGCCUGAGUUGGUUGGUUGUCCAACUUCGGCUCAGGUCAUGAUCUCACAGUUCGUGAGUUCGAGCCAUGCACAUGCUUUGGAUUCUG
Molecule: messenger RNA, 2478 nt
Organism: Hyaena hyaena (striped hyena)
Lineage: Eukaryota; Metazoa; Chordata; Mammalia; Carnivora; Hyaenidae
Gene: MED29
Product: mediator complex subunit 29
Exons: 4
Coding region: 265-1257 (330 amino acids)
Biological process (GO): regulation of transcription by RNA polymerase II
Cellular component (GO): mediator complex
Molecular function (GO): transcription factor binding; transcription coregulator activity
Source: RefSeq, a predicted model, not a curated record